AUGAGAGCAUACUGGUACGAUAACAUCCCGGGCGACCAGCGCGAGCCCCACGACUCUGGUCGUGACGUUUCCGAGGAAACCCUCGCCAAGGUUGGCGUUCUUUACAAGCACUGCCCUACCAUUGAGCAUGUCGACAAGAUUGCACUCGAGCGGGGGUACAAGAACCGGGACUCGGUUUGCGUUUCACCGCAGACUAUGGGCGACGUGUACGAGGAGAAGGUGAAGAUGUUCUUUGCAGAGCAUUUGCAUGAAGAUGAGGAGAUUCGUUAUAUUCUGGAUGGCGAGGGAUACUUUGAUGUCCGUGGUCAGGAAGAUGAGUGGAUUCGAAUCUGCUUGAAGAAGGAUGAUAUGAUUAUCCUGCCUGCCGGUAUCUACCAUCGGUUCACGACCAAUGAGCAGAACUAUGUCAAGGCUAUGCGUCUUUUCCAAGAUGAGCCCAAGUGGACACCGCUGAACCGGGGUGCUGAGGUCGAUGUGAACCCGCACCGCAAGACGUAUGUCGAGACAGUUUUGCAGACUGCUGCUACUGCCUAG
This is a messenger RNA of Penicillium malachiteum, 534 nucleotides long. RefSeq names its product acireductone dioxygenase (Ni2+-requiring). Lineage: Eukaryota; Fungi; Ascomycota; Eurotiomycetes; Eurotiales; Aspergillaceae. Gene Ontology annotation, molecular function: acireductone dioxygenase [iron(II)-requiring] activity. The record is from RefSeq and is a predicted model, not a curated record. Bases 1 to 534 code for a protein of 177 amino acids. The transcript is spliced from 3 exons.